CCUGGACCCACUGUGCGUGACGAGCAGCGGCCACAUGCAGCCCUCCAAUAAGGCGUUUCUGUUCAACCUUCGCAAACGAAGCUGGCGCAAGCUGGCCGAUAUGCACUGCGAGCGCGCCUACCAUGCCGCCGUCGGAUGGUCCGACCGUAUGAUCGUCUUCGGUGGCAUGGACACUGCUCGAAGAACUCUGCCCAGUGCGGAGGUUUAUUCCACCAAGGCGGACCAGUGGACGCUCGUUCACCCGAUGCCCGUGGGACUCAUGGGCAUGGCGGCCGUCACGCUCGACAACCGCAUCUGGAUCUUGGGAGGUGUUACUCGCGACUACAACGGCUCCAACCUUCAGGACUCAACCUACGUCUUCGACCCUCGAACGGACACCUGGGUCACUCACUCGCCCAUGCCGAGGAAGAGGGCCUUCUGCUCAGCCGUGCCCUUGCAGCGCGACAUCUGGCUGGUGGGUGGCAUUGUAGACAUACGGCCGUUAGAGUGCACCAACCGCAUCGACGUGCUCCGAGUGGCACAGGGCAGCUGGGAGCGAUGCGCCUCCUUGCCCGGCCCCAUGCACUCCGUUCGAGUCGUCAAAACAGGUUAUGAGGUGUACCUGGUGGGCGGCCAGGACGAGAUGAACAACCCGACCGAGGACGUGAUCGUUUUCGACCGCAUACAGCUCAGCUUCAUCAGGUGCACCAAGACGCCCAAGGCCCUUGCCGGAUUCGCUGCCGUGGUGCUGCCUCAGGACUGUACGGUUCUGAAGAGCUGUCCGUGGCCUGGAAGCACAGCGACUCCACAAGAGCGUUGUUACGCUGCCACAGUCAUCCAGAGGGCGUAUCGACAGUACCGAAACGGCACCCUACAGUACUACAUCAAAAACAUGCGGUACGGCCCUUCGAAAGUUGUCGCCUCUCGACAAACCUCAAUGCCUCAUUGGCCGCACACAUGCCCGAGGGACCUAGCACCGGUGUGCAUCGAGAAGUGGCCGCCCAGUAAGCCUUCAGCAACCACCCUGAACGCCUACUGCGGUGCCGGCGAACCUGGAGAGAGAAAGUACGCGCACUACACAACGCUGCGCGCAGACAUGGACCCGAACCUUGGGAUGCUCCUGCACAUGGGCAGCUCCUUCCUGAAAACGAAGAGUGCCUUAGGACUACGCAUGACGCCCGCGUGGAUGUCGGCCAGACUGCGCAUGCUAGAACAGACACAGCAGCCGUGCGACCCACGCUUCCCGGUGAUCUUGGUUGUGGGCGGACUGGACCCCCGAAACCCGAUGGGCUCAGGUUCGGCUGUCCUGAAAUACCAUCCGUUUAAGGAUCGGUGGACGCUGGUGAACGCCAUGCCAGAGCCUCGAAACUACCACGCAGCUGCUUACGUUAACGACGUCAUCUUUGUUACGGCAGGUGGCUACUCAACAUUCAACAGGAAAAGUGGCGAAAUGGUCGCAACAAAAACGACGUUCGUCAUGAGCACUGAAACUGGCAAUUGGGAAAGAUUACCGGACAUGUGGGAUGAAAGGGCGUGCCAUGCAUCGAUUGCCACAGAAGACAGUGUCAUUGUUUUUGGUGGAAGAGGACAUCAUGGAAGACUACUUUCUUCCGUUGAAGAGUAUGACUUGAAGAAGAAUGAAUGGAAGCAGCUAAACUCAAUGCCAGAGCCGAGAAUGGGCAUGGCUGCAGUGGUCAAGGAGGGACGCAUAUGGCUUUUAGGAGGAAUGUCUGAGAGGCCCAAUAGCCCUGCUGUAUCUGAAGUUCUUCUGUACUCACUACAGCAUGACAGCUGGGCUCAAGGUAUACCACUCAGGCUACCUCGAGCCUUUUCAUCUGCAACUCUCAUCAAUGGCAAAAUCUGGCUCUGUGGAGGCUGCAGAACAGCUGAUGUUGAAGAGGAGCACCCCGUAAGCAUGAACUCUAUUGAUGUCGGCUCCAAGCACUCAGAAUGGAAAAAAACCUGCAAGCUUGCAGUGGCCAGGCAUGGUGCUUCUACUGCAACCAUAGGUUCAUGCAUAUUCAUCAUGGGCGGCAUCAACAGCCAAGAAUGGGGUGUACUCUCCAAGAACACGUUGAUUGUUACUGACCGAAAUGCUAUAUUAUCACCGAACCCAAUGCCUCAAGCAGUUGCUGGACACACUGCUGUCACUGUGUUGCCUUCUGCUAGUCAGCAUCCAAUUUCGAGCAUCAAGUGGAGCAACGCCAUAUUUGAAAGGCUUACAUAAUGCCUGCUUGUAGCCAAAAAAAAAAACCUUUCUUGCAAAACAUUUUGCAUUCAGAUGGCAACCUUAGAAUGUUGAGUGUUCAGAGUUCAGUCUCAUAAAAACAAACCUGUGGGCAGCA
This is a messenger RNA of Dermacentor andersoni, 2324 nucleotides long. RefSeq names its product alpha-scruin-like. Gene Ontology annotation, molecular function: protein binding. NCBI's taxonomy places the organism in Eukaryota, Metazoa, Arthropoda, Arachnida, Ixodida, Ixodidae. The record is from RefSeq and is a predicted model, not a curated record.